UUGUACUAUUCUUCCAGUUCCCGACGAUCAGCGAGUUAAGUUUAUUUCGAAAAAUGAAGAAAAUGAUCGAUAUCCUAUUCUUGAUAUUGGUGGUUCUCCCUAAUCCUAUUGAAUUGGUUUUUAUUGACGAUUCUUUGAGAAGCAAGCCAGAUGUUCCCCCAAUUCCUCUUGGUAUUUAUGGUGUCCGUGAUCCUGACGGUCAUAUUCUGCAUUUAAAUGGUAAAAUUCAUGAUGCAAUUAAACAGGGUGAUUUCAUCGUUGGACUUCUCGGCAGAAUUAAAGAAAAUGACGUAUUAAUACCAUAUGUAAAUACUUUUGGUAGAUUUGUUAAAAUGAAUCUUAAUAGUAAGAGUCCGGUAGUAGUAACAGAAGUGGACCCUGUGUUUAGUCGUUACUACAAUAAAAUUGACUGGACUCGAUCCCAUAUUGUUCCAGUAAAAUAAUUCAAGUGAAUGGCAUUUCCAAAUUUUCUGAUUCCUACCUUACCGACACUUUUUAAGGAAAACUUCUGGCCACGAUAAGUGAGGAAUCUAUUGGAUAACUUGGGAAGUUGAAGAAAAGGCACAAAUCACAAAAGAAUUAUGGUCCUAAGUGUGAAAAACAUACAAAAGGAAAUUUGUUCCUUAUUUUUUAAUUUAUAAAAGUUAAGGACCAUUGAUCUAUUUCUUUGUGUCUUUAUUUAAUUUACAAAAAUUUUAACAUGGUUUCUAAUUUUUUCAGGGUGUAAAAAUAUUUAAAAAGAAAUUUCGUUAA
Messenger RNA from Belonocnema kinseyi, 753 nucleotides. RefSeq lists its product as uncharacterized. The transcript is spliced from 2 exons. The record is from RefSeq and is a predicted model, not a curated record. NCBI's taxonomy places the organism in Eukaryota, Metazoa, Arthropoda, Insecta, Hymenoptera, Cynipidae. Bases 54 to 443 code for a protein of 129 amino acids.